This is a messenger RNA of Pocillopora damicornis (cauliflower coral), 689 nucleotides long. RefSeq lists its product as uncharacterized. Lineage: Eukaryota; Metazoa; Cnidaria; Anthozoa; Scleractinia; Pocilloporidae. The record is from RefSeq and is a predicted model, not a curated record.
AUGACCCGCAUUCCCCAGAGUGGUAUUACGUCUAAAAGCUCUUUGGUUCAAUGCGAGGAACUCGAUGAAUUCCCAUGCCCGUAUGGCGAUGACAGCGACCAAUCUUUUGAGACUCCAAGUGAUAAGUUCACCCUCGUAGAAAGUGACGUUGGAAAAACUCCCAAGGUCACUGAGUCUGAACAAGCCACGAUAGAUGCUGUUGAAGAUGAUCAAGAGGACGUUGAAGAACACUUGGAUGCUUUCGACCCUGACGAAAGUGCUGGUGGAGUAAACGCGGAUCAGGAAGAGAGGCAGUUUGAAGAUGUUCCCUUGUACGAUGGAGCACCAAUCAGUAUGGCAUUCAGCAUGUUACUUAUCGUUACAUACGCUGUUCGACAUAGUUUAACCGGACUUGCGCUUGUUGAUCUAUUAACGCUCAUUAGCCUUCACUGUGCGUUGCCAAAUCAAUGUGCUUCUUCAGUGGCCCUUCAUAAGAAGUUCUUCAUGAAAUCGAAGAAUCCCAUCCAGUUUCACUACUAUUGUACUUUUUGUAUGGAAUAUCAGGGAUUGUCUAUACCAGAGGAUAAAUUGUGUAAGAACAGAUGCUGUUUGAAGGAUCUAUGCAAGAAGGGGAAUUCUUCAUACUUCCUUAUUAUUCCACUUACGUGCCAGCUGAGGGACCUAAUACAAAGUAUGUGUUCUUAAUAAUA